AUGAUAAAACUCAACAUUCAAGCUAACUUAUAUCCUGACGAAACUGUCCAGAGGAUCGCUGAAAGGGCGGCCCUUCAAACGUAUAAUGCUGCGUGCGCGCAAGCUCAGCCAAGUCGAAAUCCUGUUCUUCAUAUUAGCGGACGACAACUCGCACCAGAUUGUCACAAUGCUCCCCAACUGGCACUUUUGGCCAUGCUAGGAAACCCUGUUUCGUUUGUCCGAGACUCUAUUACGACUGCCGAAGUUGAGUCUAUGCAGGCUCAGUGUAUAAAUGGGUUGUUAAUUCAGAGUCGGGGAAUACUCGUUGAGAAUUCAUGUGGGGAGUGUCGUCUUCAUGGUUUAAGGCCUUUCCCGGAUUGUCGUCGUGUCGAAAGCCAUUUCGGUAACAGCUGUGGAAACUGUGAAUGGCGAGACCAUGGUAAUCGGUGUGUACGAUCCGAUCGUUCGCAUUCUAGCCCUGCGAGUAGACGACGCAAUCCUCUUCCUCUCCCUUCUCGCGAAUCUCCCAAUCGAAGUCUUACCCCUCCCCCUCACGCAUCUCCCGAUCGAAGUCCUACUCCUCCCCCUUCGGCCGAUCACAAAUCUUCAGGACGAAGAGAAACUCUUUUGCUUCAUGGCGCCUCUGAGGAUCAGCCUCUUAUUGUGGAUUAG
Botrytis fragariae is the source of this 651-nucleotide messenger RNA. RefSeq lists its product as uncharacterized. The record is from RefSeq and is a predicted model, not a curated record. The transcript has 2 exons. NCBI's taxonomy places the organism in Eukaryota, Fungi, Ascomycota, Leotiomycetes, Helotiales, Sclerotiniaceae. The coding region runs from base 1 to 651 and encodes 216 amino acids.